Cucumis melo (muskmelon) is the source of this 6836-nucleotide messenger RNA. RefSeq lists its product as uncharacterized. Gene Ontology annotation, molecular function: poly(A) RNA polymerase activity; mRNA binding. The record is from RefSeq and is a predicted model, not a curated record. Gene Ontology annotation, cellular component: TRAMP complex; nucleolus. NCBI's taxonomy places the organism in Eukaryota, Viridiplantae, Streptophyta, Magnoliopsida, Cucurbitales, Cucurbitaceae. The transcript has 23 exons. Gene Ontology annotation, biological process: RNA 3'-end processing. The coding region runs from base 318 to 4982 and encodes 1554 amino acids.
AAAAAAAGAGAAAGAAACUAGAAAUAUGGAAAUAUGGAAAUAUGGAGUGAGAUGGCAUAGCAAAGGUGGGAAAGUUUGGUAUAUAGCUUAGUUUUACAGUAAAUUCCAAUAAACUAGAAAUGGACAGCAGGGCGAAUUAAGAGCCCACAUGGCCACAACCCGCGAAAAUCUGCCCGCUAUUUCUUCUCGAUUCUCAUUCUCACCGCUCCGUCACUCUCGUCUCCUGUUUGUCUAUGCAACGCCAGAAACACACAAACAGACAAAACAAGAACAAUCCACGAACCGAUCGCAUCCAGUGACCGCCGGUGAACUCGAUCAUGGCUCAGAACCAGCUCAUCGACUCCCUCACCUCCCAUAUCUCCCUAUACCAUUCUACAUCCCUUCCCCUCAACCCUGAUACCAAUUCCAAUCCCAGGUCCUCCAUCCUCAAAUGGUUCUCUUCUCUCAGCGUCCACCAACGCCAAGCUCAUCUCACGGUCGUUGAUUUCAAAUUCGUCCAAAUCCUCAUCCAAAUGGUGGCCGAAGUUCGCAGACGAGGACACGGUUUCUUUAUCAUCCUUCCAGACAUUCUCUCCACCGACCCUCUGCACUUACCUAGCUUAUGCUUUAAGAAGUCCCGCGGACUACUGUCUCGUGUCUCCGAGUCCAACGAGUCCCAAAGGAUGAUUUUUGAGUCCACUCGAUUAUUCGGUUCCAGGGAAGGCGACAAGCUCGAGGAAUGUUCUUGUUCGUUGAAGAACAUCGAUUCUAUAACUGUAAGCGAGGAAUUCGUCUCAAAUGUGGAUAAAUUCGUCGAGGCGAUGGAUGGAGUUUCAAAUGGAGCGUUUUUGAGAGGUGAAGGGGGUGACCUGGCGUCCCAUUGGGCUGAAUUAAAUUGGUUAAAAGCGAAAGGAUACUACAGUAUGGAGGCCUUUGUGGCGAAUAAGUUGGAGGUGGCUUUGAGAUUGUCAUGGAUGAACUUGAAUAAUGGAAAAAAAAGAUCGGUAAAGUUCAAAGAGAAGGCUACAGCAACUGGCAUGGCGACAAACGUGUUUUGGAGGAAAAAGGGAUGCGUGGACUGGUGGGAUAAAUUGGAUUAUUCAUCAAGGAAAAAAAUUCUGACUGCAAUUCUGGGGAAAUCAGCAAAAAAUUUGACGCAUGAGAUUCUGAGAUGGACAAGUGGACUUGCGGAGCAUGAGAUGGGGCUCUUUAGUGCUGAAUGGAAUAGACCAUUUAGGUACAAUUGUACUACAUCUCCACCUAGGUCCAUGUUAACAUCCCAGGCGGACUUGCAUAUUGACUUCAACAUAAUUCCGGCUACCCAUUCUGGAAAACCUUAUUUGUUAAGCAAUAUCUUUAGAAAUUUGCUUGUGCUUCAGGAUAUUGUUACGAUGGUAUCAUCGUGUCUUCAUGAUGAAUACUAUAAGUGUAAUCUAUUUUAUAGCACUUUGGGUUCUAUCUGUGCCAUCCCUGAUUGUAUAUUAAGAAAAUUGCGGGAAUUUCUUAUGUUUAUUUCACUUGAUUGCACGAAAUUUGAGCUUCUAGGAGAGGGGAAUAGUAAGUCCUUUCCAAGUAAAUCAAGAGAGCAUGUAGGUGCUUCCAGUAGAAGGAAAAAGGGAAAGAGCCGGAAAUCACAGAAUCCUGUGCUGAGGGCAUGUGUAGAUGAUUUAUCAAGCAAUAACUUUAUGAAGCGUCAGGAAUAUGACAAGGAGUGUGGUCACAGAGGAGGAGAAGUUAUGACAGACUCCACAACAAUGUCUAUUAUGUCCAAGGGAAAUGAGACUUGCAGAGAAAUUCCAGCAGAUGUAUCCAAAACAGUACAUGACCAAAAAAUGAGUGUUGGAAAAGAUCAAGGCAGUGUGAGGAAGAAGAAAAAACACAAGAGUAAAAAUUCUGGUGGGAAUAGCAGAUUAGUUGAAAUAAGACCUUCUGUUGGGCCAGCCGUUAAAUUUUCCUCGCCAUCUUUUAGUUCUCAGGAUCAGGUAGCAGAGCUGGAUAAGGAUAGUAUAUUCAUAAAACCUUCCAUCUCAAAUAUCAAGAAUGAUAGUACAAAUAACUUUGACAGUUCAACAGUAAUCUCAAGUCCUCUAGUUCUCUCUAAUGAGCCAAAUAGAGAGUAUGAAAGCAUCCUUAAUAUUGAAGUACAUGAAGUUUCUGGAAUAACAAAAUCUGUCUGUCAAAUUGGUCCUGGAGAAUCUCAGUUCUCAAAAGGAAUAAUUGAAAAUCAAUUCUUAUCAUCUACGAUGGAAAAUUCUUCAUCUUUUAUGGAUUGCAGUGCAGUACCUUCUCAUUUGCCUUCAUUGGAGCUAAAGAAUAUUGUCAAAAGUGAUGUCAAUGUGAAGAGCUCUGUCCGAACUUGUGAAUUAGGAGAUAAAUCAUCUUUGUUGGAUAAACUUCCGAGAACCAUUGAUGUAAAGGAGAAAUCAUGCUCAUCUCGUCAUCGAUUUAGUGGUGAUACUUGUAAUGCUAGGACCUUGAAUCCCUUGGAACAUUCUCCCUAUGAAUGGCAUGGUGUAGCUUCUUUGUAUAUCCCAUCAUUCAAUUCACAUCUCCCACCUGCUACUGAUAGAUUACAUUUAGACGUUGGUCAUAAUUGGCACAAUCAUUUUCGCCGGUCUUUCACCCCUGCAAUGCAUCAAUCAAGAAAUUCUUCUGCUAAAGGUGGCUGUAAUCCAAUUCUUACUCGACCACUGUUAAUGAGUCUAGAUUGGCCCCCAGUUUUACGAAGUGCUUCUGGCUUGGCUUCAACAAUGACGUCAAAUCAUGAUAUUGGGUUUCUUUCUAGGAGACAAUCUACUUUUUGUCAGGGGUUCCCUAAUAGCAGCAGUCAAAUUAGUACGGAAGAUGAGAAGUACUCUGGUAAACUCACUGAUUUUCCUGAUUUGUCAAAUAAUCAAGACCUAGCUGAUGAGUGUGAUGGAAACUGGAUAUCGGAGGAAGAAUUGGAAAUGCAUGCAGUUUCUGGGAUAGACUAUAAUCAAUAUUUUGGUGGUGGUGUUAUGUACUGGAAUCCUUCUGAUCACCAUGGGACGGGAUUCUCUCGACCACCUUCUCUUAGUUCUGAUGAUAGCUCAUGGGCUUGGCGUGAAGCAGACAUGAACAGGACUGUUGAUGACAUGGUUGCUUUUUCUUCUUCUUACAGUAAUGGGUUGACUUCCCCAACUGCCACUUCAUUCUGUUCUCCUUUUGAUCCACUGGGUUCUGGAAAGCAGGCUCUUGGUUAUGUGGUGCAAGGAACUGAUAUACCCAACAACAUGCUCCAUUCCUCAACAACUAUGAAAGACACGGUGACAGAGGAAGAUGAUCCUAGAUCUUUGCCAAAUUUUUCUAGCGAUGUUGAAGGGAAAGCAGGAGACUCACAUUCAUUUCCAAUCUUGCGCCCUAUUGUUAUUCCAAGUAUGUCGAGGGAAAGAUCAAGAUCUGAGUUCUGUCAUGGUUAUGAUCAUAAAAGCCCAUGUAUCCCUCCUACUAGGAGAGAGCAAUCUCGAGUAAAGCGCCCACCGUCUCCAGUAGUUCUUUGUGUUCCACGGGCACCAAUACCACCUCCACCUUCUCCUGUAAGUGACUCCAGGAAGCACAGGGGGUUUCCGACUGUUAGAUCUGGUAGCUCAAGUCCAAGGCACUGGGGGGUAAAGGGUUGGUAUCCGGAUGGAACUAAUUUGGAAGAAGCCUGCUUACGUAUUGACGGUGCUGAAGUUGUAUGGCCUAAUUGGAGAAAUAAAAGUAAUUCUAAUUGCUCGACAGUUCAACCCUUGUCAUUAAUAGCUGUGCCCCAGAUAGCUCUCGAUCAGGAACAUCCAGAUGUUGCAUUUCCUCUCUUUCCACCUACGAUUAGCUGCUCUGUAAAAAAAGAAUCUCUUUCUUUGAUGCACAACCGCCUACAUGAUGAGAUUGACUCUUUUUGCAAGCAUGUUGCAGCAGAAAACAUGGCCAAGAAGCCUUACAUCACUUGGGCUGUUAAACGGGUUACACGGUCCCUUCAAGUCUUAUGGCCUAGGUCCAGGACAAACAUUUUUGGUUCAAAUGCAACUGGUUUGUCCCUUCCCACGAGUGAUGUGGAUCUUGUGGUUUGUCUGCCUCCAGUGAGAAAUCUGGAACCUAUUAAAGAAGCUGGGAUCUUAGAGGGACGUAAUGGUAUCAAAGAAACCUGCCUUCAGCAUGCAGCCAGAUAUCUUUCCAAUCAGGAGUGGGUAAAAAGUGAUUCAUUAAAGACGGUGGAAAAUACUGCUAUUCCUAUUAUCAUGCUUGUUGUUGAAGUUCCCCAUGAUCUCAUUACUUCGUCCACUUCAAAUAUGCAAUCGCCCAAGGAGGAGUCCUCUGCUGUAUCUGGAGAACAAGAUACCAACAAUCUCAAUGAUAUGGCUAGUUUAGAAGAUUCUGUAUUGCCAAAAUGUUUGGAGGUGAAUUAUGAUUCCUCAAUUAGCACCAAGUCAGUCCGCAUUGACAUCAGUUUCAAGACUCCAUCACAUACGGGACUCCAAACUUCUGAGCUGGUCAAGGAGCUGACUGAACAAUUUCCAGCCACUAUACCUUUGGCUUUGGUUUUAAAGAAAUUUUUGGCAGAUCGAAGUCUUGAUCAGUCCUAUUCUGGCGGCUUAAGUUCUUACUGUUUGGUAUUACUAAUCAUACGCUUUCUUCAGCAUGAACAUCAUCUUGGCCGUCCUAUCAACCAAAAUUUUGGGAGCCUUUUGAUGGACUUCCUUUACUUCUUUGGGAAUGUAUUUGAUCCUCGCCAAAUGCGCAUUUCGAUACAGGGUAGUGGAGUCUAUAUAAAGAGGGAAAGGGGAUACAGCAUUGAUCCUUUACAUAUCGAUGAUCCUCUUUUCCCCAUGAAUAAUGUUGGACGCAAUUGUUUCCGCAUUCAUCAAUGUGUCAAGGCUUUUUCAGAAGCUUAUUCUAUUAUGGAGAGUGUGCUGAUAUCCCUUCAUGAUCAUGGUGACGCAAGUUCAGAUGCAACUAAUAGGAUGCUGCAGAAAAUAAUUCCUAGCAUCGAUUUAUCAUAAGAGCUUGAUCUACUAUCUUUAUAUGCAUGGAGGUUUAAUCGAUAGGAACUCAAUAUCAAUGCUUUUGAAGUGAUGAUGUGUCCUCCAAUGUUUUAUCUGAUACCAACAAUACCAAAAGCUUCAAUGCAGAUUGUCUUAAUUGCCCAUUUCACCACAAUGGUGUUUGUUGUGCAAGAAGAGUGAGUCACAGAGCCACAUUUUCCUCUCUUGCAGCCUUGCAAACUUGUUUUGGAAGGGAUCUUUCAUCCUUCAGAUGGGCUAUACAGUUCUACAAAAUGACAUAAGGAUUUUCCUUUAUCUUCGGCGGGUCACCCUUUUAAAGCGAAAAAGAAUGUUUGGAUGCACUUCAUCUAAGUAUUUUUAUGGGCCAUGAAUUGAAGGAGAUCAAAGGAAUCUUACGAAUUACUUUCGACUUAUAGGACAAUGUGUGUCCCAUUGGAUCAUAACUUAUCAUUCAAUUAGGACCUAUGUAAUGAUGGGUUUGUUCACUUACCAACUACGUUGAAAUGCUCCUCCUCGUCAAUUAGGGAUCAAAUCUAGCUAUUCAGGGACCUGAGAGGUGGCGAGUGUUCAUCCACUAGCUUCAUUGGCGUUAAGUUUAUAUCCACAACAAUUGAGUUGACGAUAAUCAUUUGAUCCCCAUUAAAAAAAAAAAUUGAUUGUAGUUGUCAUCUCAACAAGCAAGUGAUGGUUAGCCCUUCACAACGGCUUUUGGAAACCUUUUGAUGGACUUUCUUUGCUUCUUUGGGGCAUUUACAAUUGACUCGAGGGAGUUUACGAGAGAUUCACAUUUUUCCUCACAGAAUAAGGCGGUCUAUUACCCACAGCUCUCACUUUUGCCUCUUUCUCCUAGGAAUAUGUAAGAUAUGGAAUGGAGGCCUAUCAAGAUAGUAAUACAAAGCUUUACAAGUAAUAAUUCAAAUGGUAAACUUUGGAAGAAUCGAGUAGCUAAGAUCUAAAGCAAUGCAAAUGUCGAUCCUCAAACUCCCUCCGAGACCAAAAUAAAAAUUUUAAUCCAAAAAAGUUCUCCUGUUUCUAAACCUCCAUUAUUGCACAUUUGGGGAUUGCCAAAACAUUGACUGGUUAUUAAAUUCUUCCUCCAUCUGCAAAUGUGGGGAUUAAGAAGAAACUCUUUCAUAAUUUCUACAAUCUUUGGGAGAGGCUAGCCCCAGAACUUUGCUAUUAUAUGCACCAGUUCAAGUAAGGUUUGAACCUGGAAGCUUUUUCAGUUGAUGCAUCUGUUUUCAGUUGAUGCUGGGACUUGUUAUGUGCUUCAGAGAUGGGCUUUUCCUUUUCCUUAACCAGAUAUGAAGACAAGAAGGCCCUCCUACUCAGAUAAGCCCAUCAAAGCAUGAAAAUCAUUGGAUCUUUAUGAUCAUUUUGAUGAACGAGAUCAAUGAUAUCUUCGGCAAUGGAUUUCACACAUCUUUGUGGCAUAUUCCCAAUUGAGUUGCUGGGUUAUUGCUGUGGUUUGCCCAAGAGUUUUACGGUAACCCACUUGCCUCAAUGUUGCGAUUUCACAAGCUUGGAAUAGGUCACAAGUUGCUCGGGAUUUGGGUCUUCGUCGAAAUCAAUGAUUUGGAGGUGUUUGAAUGGUCAAGUCUUACCCAUCUUCUUUCGCUUAUUUUAAGACCUGUGAACAAUUCUUGGAUAUAGACUCUACUCACCAAAGUCUUUACAAUUAUCUGAUGGGCAAUCUCACCCAUGCAAUUAGUCGUAGUUCGAACAAACUUUAUUUGGUGAUUUGGAAGGAUGCUUACCUCAAGAAUGAAUAACAUUUUUUUCUUGUGAGAUCUGUCUUGGUAAAAUUGAUAGAGCUAAUUGAUACGGAGGAAAACGUCAAGGUUCACUGUU